GUCGGCUGUCAAAAUUUGACAGGUUGUUCUCUCUAAAAUUGGUUUGUUAUGAACAAUUUUUGUUUAUCUUCCGUAACUUAUUUACUGAUGUAAUGGAUGAAAAAUUGGAAUCAUUCCGUCGAAAUAAAUCUCGGCAGUUGUUUAAAACGAAGGUUAAAGAUAUGACUUCAUCAUUUUUAUUGACAGCAGUGAAUUUUUUUUCGAGGAAACAUAAAUUUUCCAAUAAUGAAAGUAUAGAGGAGCUCGAAAAAGAUUCAAUGGAUAUGGAUUCUUCCCAAAAAUCAGAGACAUUGAAUAUAGAGCUCGAAAAAGAUUCAGUGGAUGUUGAUUCUUCCCUAAAGUCCGAGACCUUGAAUAUAGUAACUUUAAAGACAUUUCUGUUGUUUAUAUUAUGGUUGGUGACUUAUUUUUAUUCUAUACAUAUUGAAUUUGGAGCUGUUUAUUUUUGCAUUUGUGCUCUCUUGUUUAUAUAUUUUAAUACAAGGACUGGAAAAAGACCGAGAGAUGAAAUAAGUGCAUAUUCAGUUUUUAACAGAAACUGUGAAAGGAUUGAUGGCACAUUUAGUGCUGAAGAAUUUGAAAAGCAAUUAAGAAAAGGAAUGUUGUAGCGUAUUUAUUAUUACUGUGAUAUAAAUUGAAAGCUUUAAUUAAUUGGUCAAUUAAACAGUUGACCAGGAUAAUUAAACAAUGGUUUAAGUCAAGAAAUCUCAUGGUCUUACUCUAAUUUAUAUUUUAUACUCAUAAUAUAUUUUUUGUAAUGUUAUAAUAUUGUAUUAUAUAAAUUUGGGUUUUUAUUUCACUCAUAAAAUCAUAUAUGAUUAAAAUGAAUAAUUUUAUAAAUUGAUUAGUAGUGAAUUCAAAUUAGUUUAGUUGACUAUAUAAAUUAUUUUUUAAACUAACUUUUUUAAAGAAUUUUUUUUGAUUGU
Messenger RNA from Nezara viridula (southern green stink bug), 926 nucleotides. The record is from the annotation of a GenBank genome assembly. NCBI's taxonomy places the organism in Eukaryota, Metazoa, Arthropoda, Insecta, Hemiptera, Pentatomidae.